GAGUUGGGAAGUCUCUCACACCCGUGAACAUUCUCUCUCUCUCUCUCACUUUCUUUCGAAUCUCUCUUUUUUUCUUUCUAUUUCCAGUCUCCAUCCUCUCCGGCGGCGUCCCAGCAAUCGUGUGUCCUGUUCUCAGAUUGAGAGAACAGUGGGCGAUGGCCAUUCGCCUUGUUCUUCCCUAUUUUUCACUGCACACGAUCAAACAACGAAUGCUCGAUCAAUCAUUUGGCAAUAGCUAACCUUCCCUCUAUAAAAGAUCUCCGAUUCUCUCUGCUAUUCACUGGGUUAUGAGAUCGGACAACCCCUUUUACACUGACUCAAAAUGGGUAAACUUUAAUUUUUCUCUAAUCAUUGAGCUCAAGAGGUUUCCCACGAUUGGAAGGAGCUUCAAAGUUACUACCUUUAUGAUAUUGCUUUGCUAGAAGUCACUCUGUUUCUGAUUCCUGCUUAUUUUGGAUUGAGCUGUUGGAUUUCUUACUUUUCUUCGUACAACGUCGAUGGGUAUCCCUCAAAUUUUGUAGUUUUGUAUUAGAUCAAAUCUCCUCAAGUUUCUUUUUCCAGAUCCGCCAGCCGUUGUUGAAAUUGACAGAGAUAUGUGAAGAAGUUCAAUAUAAUAAUUUAUGGUGCCCAUUAAAGAAAGAAGAUUCUUGCUGAUUUCUCUGUUUUAUCUGUUCUUAUAUAUGGAGUUUCAUGGAAGGCAAUUUCAAUUUCUACAUAUUGGAUAUUAUUAAACUCUGUAGAAAGAUUUGGACGUUUCAAUGGCUUCAAUUCGAAGGACACUGUCUCCUUUGCCUAGACCUGGUAGUGUUUCAAACGGUGAAGCAGUCUCAUUAGCUUCUCCUUUGUCCAGAUCUUCAUCUGCUCAGCCUCAAUCUCAAUCCCAUCAUCCGCCAAUCGGUGUUCUUUCUUCUUUGCUUAGUUUUCUAGACUAUCUGUUGUAUAGGAUUCAAUACUCUAUACUUGGUCUUUUCUCAAAUAGAUCUUCAAGGCCAUUAGAGAGGUCAAAACUGAAAGGACAAAUUUGGAGGAGAUAUAUUUUCCAUUUCAUCAUAUGUUUCGCUGCUGGUAUUUUUCUUGGACUCACACCAUUUGCUUCCACGAAUCUCUUCUUCAAACAACAUCAAUCCUUCUCUUUCGACACAGUUCCUCCUCGUCUGGAAACGAACUCGACCCCAUUAGUAGAUGGUUCUGUUUUGGAUAAUGAAGAAGUCACAGAGCUGGUUCAAUUUGAUCAUCUGGGUUCUGACAGGGAGUUUCAUAAGCUUUUGAUUGUUGUGACACCAACGGAUUCAGGUCCAUUUCAAGCAUAUCGACUGAACCGUUUGGGACUUACGUUGAAGCUAGUUCGAUCUCCUCUUUUGUGGAUUGUGGUGGAUUUGUCUUCUCAGUCUGCUGAAACUGAAACAGCUGAUAUUUUGAGGAGAAACAGUGUCAUGUAUAGGCAUCUUGUCUGCACUAACAACAACUUGACUGAGGCUAAAGAUAAAAGAGUUCACCAAAGAAACACGGCAUUAUCCCACAUAGAAAAACAUCGUCUUGAUGGAAUCGUGUACUUUGCAGACGAGGAGAAUAUUUAUUCGGUUGAUCUCUUCGAAGAUAUGAGGAAGAUUUUGCGAUUUGGGACGUGGACUGUAGCGAGAUUAAUGGAGAGAACCGACGCUAUCCUUGAGGGCCCCGUUUGUAAUGAGACACGAGUUAUCGGGUGGCACGUACAUGGAAGAGUUAGAAGAUUUCGAAGAUUCCAUUCUGAGAUGCCCGGUUUUGCCUUUAACAGCACCAUACUUUGGGAUACGAAUAGAUGGCAUCGACCCACUAUUGAACCGAUAAGGCAUGUGGAUGUUGUAAACGUAGGAGAUCAAGCGAGUUUCUUCAUAGCACAAGUUGUGGAGGACGAAAGCCAAAUGGAAUGCUUACAGCAGAACUCAUCAAAAGUUCUUGUUUGGCAACAUCAUUCUGAAUCAUCGAAUCCUUAUCCUCCUCGGUGGCAUAUGAAGAACAGUCUUGAUGUGACGAUUCCACUGGCUUGAAAAAUUGUUUCGUUGGAUCUGCAAUGGUUCAAGAUUCUACUAUUGGAUUGGUUGGAGGAGGAAACUAGAAGCAAACGGUUGCCUUUGAGAAUUUUUUGACACGAUUUUUUAUAGUUUUGUGUCUUUGAACAUUGUUUGUUCUUCUAAGCUUCAAUUAAUGCCCUUGGAAAGUGUGAAUGAAUGUAUUCAUUGAAGUUUAGAUCUUGUGUAAUCCAUGUUGUUGUAUCUGAAAUAGCAUUUCAAUUGUUUUGUGACA
This is a messenger RNA of Impatiens glandulifera, 2283 nucleotides long. RefSeq names its product probable beta-1,4-xylosyltransferase IRX9H. The record is from RefSeq and is a predicted model, not a curated record. Gene Ontology annotation, biological process: plant-type secondary cell wall biogenesis; glucuronoxylan biosynthetic process. NCBI's taxonomy places the organism in Eukaryota, Viridiplantae, Streptophyta, Magnoliopsida, Ericales, Balsaminaceae. The coding region runs from base 759 to 2027 and encodes 422 amino acids. The transcript is spliced from 3 exons. Gene Ontology annotation, molecular function: galactosylgalactosylxylosylprotein 3-beta-glucuronosyltransferase activity; xylosyltransferase activity. Gene Ontology annotation, cellular component: Golgi membrane.